Molecule: messenger RNA, 1557 nt
Organism: Larimichthys crocea (large yellow croaker)
Lineage: Eukaryota; Metazoa; Chordata; Actinopteri; Sciaenidae
Gene: mnat1
Product: MNAT1 component of CDK activating kinase
Exons: 10
Coding region: 246-1232 (328 amino acids)
Biological process (GO): positive regulation of cyclin-dependent protein serine/threonine kinase activity; nucleotide-excision repair; regulation of transcription by RNA polymerase II
Cellular component (GO): transcription factor TFIIH holo complex
Molecular function (GO): cyclin-dependent protein serine/threonine kinase activator activity
Source: RefSeq, a predicted model, not a curated record
UUUUCCUGGGUGGUCCGACUCAUUAAUACACUCUGCACUUCUUGAUUUACGGCUCACAGUUCAACUGCUGCCAAUUAAAACACAUAAAAAAAAGGUGGGGGGAUACAGAGGAGGAAGGAGGAGAAGGAGGAGGAGGAGGAGGAGGAGGAGGAGGCCGCUGAGUUUACUCCACAAAACCGAGUCAGGAUGAACCUGCCCGGCGCAUCAAGGCACCAGCAGUCUGUUUGAAGACAUGUAGUAGGAGGAUGAUGAGAAGGCGUCUUCUUUUCUUCUUUUCCGACACUCCUUUGAUGGAAAUGGACGACCAGGGCUGCCCGAGGUGCAAAACAACCAAAUACAGGAACCCGUCGCUGAAGCUGAUGGUGAACGUCUGCGGCCACACGCUAUGCGAGAACUGUGUGGACAUGCUGUUUGUGCGCGGCUCAGGUAAUUGCGUGCAGUGCGACACGCCCCUGAGGAAGAGCAACUUCCGCGUGCAGCUCUUCGAAGACCCGACCGUAGAUAAGGAGGUGGAGAUUCGCAAGAAGGUGCUGAAGAUAUACAACAAGAGAGAUGUUGACUUCUCCAAUCUACGAGACUAUAACGAUUACCUGGAGCAGGUGGAGGACAUAGUGUAUAACCUGACAAACAACAUUGAUGUGGAGAACACCAAGCUGAGGAUGGAGCAGUACCAGAGGGAGAACAGAGAUAUCAUCCAGAGGAAUAAGGCUAAACUUACGCGAGAGCAGGAGGAGCUGGAGGAGCUGCUGUUACUGGAGCAGCGCGACAAUGAGCAGCGGAGACUGGUGGUGCUCCAGGAGGAGCAGAGGCAGCUACAGGCAAAGAGGAAGAACAAACAGGCCCUGCUGGAUGAACUGGAACAGUCUCAACUUCCUGCCACCAUCUUGCUUGCCCAACACAAGGUCCGUGCUGCUCAGCUGGAGACGCAGAUCGAGCAGCAGAAACAGGCGGUCAAACCGACAAAUCUAUUUUCGACUGGAAUACAUAUGCGUCAGACGGUGUCUCUCCAGCCUGUGCCUAAGAUAGCUGAAGUCCUGUACCACUAUAAGCCCCUUCAAGUUGAAACCUACGGACCACCAGUACCUGAACUGGAGCAGCUGGGCAGACUCGGGUAUCUGAACCACGUGCGGGCUGCCAUGCCUCAGGACACAGCUGGAGGAUACACCUCAGCUCUGGCGUGUCAUCGAGCAGUUCAGGAUGCUCUCAGUGGGCUGUUCCUCGUGACGGGAUGAACUCCGCUCCGACUGUGACUGAAAGGACUGAAAACCACAACGCUGCUACCACCACGGAGAGGGCGGAGGCUGCUGCGGUGAACAAUGGUCAAAUGUUUGUGUGUUUAUAUCUUGUGUUAAUUUUCUAUUUAAAUAAAAAAACAAUGAACACAGAGAGUCUGUCUGUUAUUUUAUAGAUUUAUUUAAAAGUGAAAUUAGGAUGUCUGACGUCCAGCGUGGAAGAAUAAUCACUCUAAUACAUUCAUUAAAGCAAAGCUGGGUUCUUAUGACAAGAUACAACAACAUCUGUAAUAAAAGUGUCAUAAAAUAAUGUUUGUAAAAAAAA